Molecule: messenger RNA, 1305 nt
Organism: Polychytrium aggregatum
Lineage: Eukaryota; Fungi; Chytridiomycota; Chytridiomycetes; Polychytriales
Product: thymocyte nuclear protein 1-like protein
Exons: 6
Coding region: 104-895 (263 amino acids)
Cellular component (GO): nucleus
Source: RefSeq, a predicted model, not a curated record
CCGGCGUGGAUCUGGACCGGGUCUGGACUUGAUCUGAUCGCCGACCCCCUCCUGUCGCUGGCCCGACUUGCCCCCUCUCCUGCCCCUUUCCGCUCUGCCCAAGAUGCCGUCCCGCAAAGCAGUCCCCAAGAGCGCAUCUGUCCUCGGACCCGAUGCCACCGCAGACGCCGAACAGACCCCGAGGAGAUCACUGCGUGUUCGCGGAAAGCGAGAGCGAGCAUCUUCCCCAGACCACCCGCAGCCCGAGCAGCCAAAACGAUCUGCACGCAAGCAGCUGCCGAAAGCCGCCGCAUUGCUUGCGAUCGAUACACAGCCGGCAACGGAGCCGUCCGUCGAGGCAUCAACUCAUGGGUCCGAAUCCCGUGAUGACGCUCAGAGCAGACCAACGUGCUACUGGCUGAUGAAAGCCGAGCCUGAAACCCGGCUGGAAAAGGGCGUUGAUGUAAAGUUUGGAAUCGAAGACUUGAAGGCUAAAGGCAGGUCGCAUUGGGACGGGGUCCGCAACUACGAGGCCCGGAACAUCAUGCGAGACAAAAUGAAGAUUGGCGAUCUGUGUUUCUUCUACCACUCCAACUGCAAGAUGCCUGGUAUCGCCGGAGUGUGCCGGGUAGUAUCGGAGGCAUACGCAGACUUCACCGCUUUCGACCCAAAUCACCCAUACUUUGAUCCCAAAUCACAGAAGGAUAACCCAAGAUGGUUUAUGGUUGAUGUCGAAUACGUGAGGACGCUCGAUCGGUUCAUCUCGCUCAAGGAGCUCCAGAGCCACGGAACCAAGGAGCUGAGCAGCAUGGCUCUGAUCCGCCGCGGACGGCUCUCGGUCCAGCCUGUUUCGGCUGGAGAGUGGGAGUAUAUUAUGUCGCUGGAAAAGACACCUGCGCCAGAGAGAGAUUCAUGACGGCUGCAACUUGAGAUCCACCCUGUUUGGAGUGAAGCAGGACAAUGGCAAAUGAAUGUGUCUUCAAAUCAGUCACUGCCUGCGGUUGAUUUCGGCAGUACAAUCUUGAAUGCAUCCGGUCGAUCUCCUGUAGAGAUGAUCGACUGGCACUGAUGCUGUUUAACCUUUGGCCAACGGAUGGUUUCUCGACCCCAGGACAGUCGGGCCGGACGAGUCGCUUGCCCUAUCUUCGAAUGGCCCUGAUCCCGAAUCCCUUCACGAGGGAACGCUUGUUCGCAUUGUCUGCCUCAUGAGCCAGGGAAUCAACGAAGGCCGCAACAUGGGCUUCUGGGCCAACUUCCGAGCCAGCUUCAACCUCCCCCCUCUCACCACCUGAUAUUGCGGCGCACAAUAAAGAAAGAAAAAAAAAA